AUGGUGGAAUUUCUCGUCGGCGAGUGCCAGGCGGAGGUGAACGCGCGGGACUCGCAGGGCGCUCGGCCCAUGCACUACGCCGCGGAGGGAAAUAAGGUGGAAGCGCUCGAUGCGCUGCUCAGGAACGGAGCGAAGGUCACGAUGGCGGACGAUCAGGGCGAGCUGCCGAUGCACUGGGCGUGCGCGCGCGGCUCGCGCGACGCGUGCGAAUCCCUCCUCCGCGCGGGUACAUCCCCCACGAUCCCGACGAAGAGCGGCUGGACCCCGAUGCACGUCGCCGCGCUCAACGGCCGAGCCGAGCUCCUCGACGCGCUCAUCGCCCGGAUUCGCAAGACUCGAGGAGACACCGAGCUCAUCGCCGCGCUGAACGCCCAAAUACCGAGCAACGGACGCACCGCGCUUCACCUGGCGGCUGCGAACGCGAAGCUUGAAGCCAUCGAGACGUUAGCGAACGCGGGCGCGGAUCCCGAGGCGAGGGAUAUGAACGGGCUUCGACCU
Messenger RNA from Micromonas commoda, 498 nucleotides. RefSeq lists its product with no specific name. Gene Ontology annotation, cellular component: nucleus; cytoplasm. The record is from RefSeq and is a predicted model, not a curated record. The annotation marks the transcript as partial. Lineage: Eukaryota; Viridiplantae; Chlorophyta; Mamiellophyceae; Mamiellales; Mamiellaceae. Gene Ontology annotation, molecular function: protein binding. The transcript is spliced from 2 exons.